GGGGGGGGGAAUUUCCCGAUGUCCUCAGUUCAUUGAGUAACAUCUUCUCAUCCCACCAAACAGUACAGAGCUGCUGCCGUGAACACUGAGGAACAUUUCGCGGUUAGGAUCAUCUCUACAGGCUGCUUGCUGAGAAACCAGGAAGUCAGCAUGAGCUCUCUGUCUUCUGACAGGAAGCCUCUGGUGGAUUACGGCGUUCAGAUCCGCUUCAUCAAGGACCUCCAUGACACAGGUGGCGGUUUUCCUGAUAAAACCAAAGUGAACAGCAGUACUGCAACCCCUCCUUCCAGUAAAUACGGGGUGGCAGUGCGCGUUCAGGGAAUAUCUGGACAGCCCUAUGUGGUGCUGAAAGAUGGCCAGAAAGGUGACUCGUACGGAGUUCAGCUCAACACUCCCACCACCAGCUCAGGGCCGCCUUCACCGUGCAACAGCCUCCCCAAAACAAAUAAAGAAGCAGCAGAAUUAACAAACCCCUAUAGCACUGCUGUGAACACAGCACGCUCCCCUGUUGUUUCUCCAGUGCAGGAUGAUGUUGGGGAGAUUUUUGGGAGCCCACAUAAAAGACCUCCAGGGGAUGGGCAAGCAGGAACGCAAGGGGAAGAGGAGGGUGGAGCUGGCAGACAGAGAGAGAGGUCAAAAACUGAAUUCCGACUCAAACCAACAGCAAGUGACCCAAAAGAGAACAACAGAGAUAGGACUGAUGAGGAGUAUAACGAAGCAGGGCUGAAACGUGUCAAAUUAAACGGUGUGACACCCAAAGGGGUCCCAAAACCUGUCUCUGGUUACACUGGCUCUUUGGGGAGAUACAGUGGGAAGAAACAGAUCAAUGAGUCCCCUUCAGAGUUGUUUCCUGAACCUCCAGUAUCAACUAAUGAGGAGCCCAUCCCAGUGAUCGACACAAACUCCCUGGCUCCCAUCAACAAGCUCAUCAGUAAGUUCAACAGCGGGACGCCGGGCAGUGCCCCACAGACGAGGGGCCGCUCUGGGGCAAGGCAGAGGCUCAGGUUUGACGAACGCCGGCGAUCAAGAAGUCUUGAUGCUAGAAAAGAUGUACAGGCUGAGGUUCCCUCUCCUAGCUCUCCCACUUUUAAUCCCUACGCUAUGCCUCUAUCCACCUCCUCCUACUCAUUGGUGUCAUCUGCCCCAGUGAGCAGUAGCCUGGGAAGCAGCACUGCAUCCAAGGGGACGGUGCUCGAGUCCCUGAAGCCGAGCUUUAAGUCCCCGGGGACGUUUGUUGCCAAGAACACCUAUCCAGCUUUAGCAAAAAAGCCUGAGAUAUCGCUGAGGAGUCAAAUCAAAGAGGUCACCAAUGGGGAGGAAGCUCAAAUGAAGCAGGCGAUUUACAACAUCCUUAAACAGGGCACCAGUGAGAGUGAGGGAUCUCUGAAAAGAAAGGUCAACCUCGUCUAUGACACAACUGGCAGUUUUAAGGAUGGAGGAUCUGAUGGGAGCUACAAAAAGGAGAACAUGGAGGAGCUUCUGGAGCAACUCAAACGCUGCAAGAAAGAACUGCAGCAAGUCCACAAUGAUCUGGCCGAGGAGCGCAUGGCCAGAGAGGGGGCGGAGUCUCGUGUGCGCCGACAGGAAGAUCAGCUGGCUGAGCUUCAGGAGGAUCUGAGGAGGGUUUCAGAAGAUUCUCCCCACUCUGACUCUCUGCAGACGGAUGUGAUGAGUCUGCAGGCCGACCUGGCUGAGGCUAACAUGUUACGAAGGCGCCAGGAGGAGCUUCUACACCAGCGGGAGCGGGAGCUGACCGCCCUGAAGGGGGCACUGAAGGAGGAGGUGGAGUGCCAUGACAGAGAGAUGGAGACUCUGAGGGAGCAGUACAGCCAAGAUAUGGAUAACCUGAGGACAACCAUGGAGCAGGUCACACAGUCCCAGGAGCAGAUAGAAGAGGAAAGGGAGAGGGUCAACACCUCCAUGUUUACGUUGGAGCAAGAACUGGACAACUGCAGAGAUCAGGAGGAGCAAUGGAAGACGCAGCUGGACGCUUCGACACGGGAGCUGAAAAACACCAGAGAAGAGAGCGGGAUGCACUUCAGCAGUCGAACGCUGCUGAAAUCCCAACUGGAGAAGAAUGAAUUUGAGGGGGAGUUGAAAGCUCUUCGGGACUCGCUGAAGAAACAAUUUUCUACCUCUGACGAUAACUUAGCAGAGGAGCUCCAGCGUUGCCAUGAUGAUCUGAAGCGUGCGCGUACCGAUCUAGACAAGCAAAACAGCGAGUUAGACGCAAAGAGAGAGGCACUUGAAGCCCUGAAGAAGGCGAGUGGAGACAAAGAGGCUGAGCUUCUGUCUGAACUCAGCAAGUUGAAGGAGCAGUCGCAGAAAGACAAGGCCGAACUGGAAAAGGCGAAGGAGUCGUCUGUCGGGUCUUCAGGAAAGAGUGUGGUGGACUACGGCACCAACUUCGAGCUCCAGGAAGCGAACACUCGCCUCAGAGAGAGGCUGGCCCGCAUGUCGAGGCUUCACUCCAGCACUCCCCGGAGCCCAGAGACGGAGGAGGCGGUGGAAGUUCUGGAGGAUGAGAACCGCUCCCUGAAGACUCAGCUGGAGGAGGCCAGGAGGGGAGUCACCCGCCUGAGCAAGGAGAGGGACGAGCUUACCCGGCGGCUGGAGGAGAGAGACCUGGAGAGGGAGGCACUGAGGAGGGGCAAAACGGACCUUGAGGAGCAGAAGAGGCUGCUGGACCGAGCCCUGGAGAAGAUCAGCAAAGAGAUGGAGAUAAUGAUGGGAGAUUCUCGUCAGUCGGUGGCCGCCCUGCAAUCACAGCUCGAAGACUACAGGGAGCGCACGAGGAAGGAUCUGCUGGAAGCCCAGCGCAACAGCAAGGACAGGCUGGCUGAGCUGCAGAGGGCUCAGAGCAACCUCAAGGCCCAGCAGGAGGAGGUUUCCCGUCUAAAGAAGGAUCUGCUAGUGUGCAGCGAGGAGAGAGACAGCGCCCAGUUGGAGAGAGACCUCCUUAACAACCGGCUCAAACAUGUGGAGAGUGAGAUAGAAUCAGAGAAGAGCACACACACUGACCGCAGCAGGGAGAUCAGGGGCCUAGAGGAUAAAAUCAAGACAAUGGAGAUUGAGCUGGAUGAGGAAAGGACGAGCGUGGAGCUUCUGAACGACCGCAUUACACGUAGCAGAGAUCAGGUUGACCAGCUUCGCUCAGAACUCAUGCAGGAGCGCUCAGCAAGACACGACCUGGAGAUGGACAAGAGUGCAAUUGAAAGACAGCUGAAAGAGUUGAGGUCCCGUGUCGCAGACAUGGAGGGACAGACCCGGCCCUCACCUGGACUCAGCCUGCUGGAAAACAAAAUUCAAGAGUUGGAAGAGAGACUACGCAGUGAAGAAAGAGAGAAGGCCAGCAUUCAGGCCUCUCAGAGACGGAUGGAGAGGAAACUGAAAGAGCUAAACGCCACAUUGGACCAGGAGAGAAGCCAGCAUGUAGAGCAGAGAGAUCAGCUGUCUCUGCGUGUGAAGGCCUUGAAGCGGCAGGUGGACGAGAGCGAGGGAGAGGUGGAGCGAUUGGAGGGAGUGCGCCGGAAGGUCCUCCGAGACUUGGAGGAGCAGCAGGAGCUUCAGGAGGCAAUGCAUGCCAAAGUCUCAGCCCUGGAGACUGAACUAAAGCGGAAGUCACAGAAAACGCAUCGCAGCGCUCUGGGCUCCUCCACUUUAAGCUCUGAGGAUGAGGACGGUUUCUAUGACACCAACAUCACCUCCAUCCUCAACGAGAGCCACCUACAGACCAGCAACUGCUAGAGGAAGAUAAAUUAAAAAGACCUAUAAAAAGAUCCUUUUUUUCUUCUCUCCAGCGCAAACACUUAUGAGAUUUGUUUCAGAGAGUGGAACUCAGGGCAUCAAGGGGUGUGAAGAACUCGGUUGCCAUGCACUACAAACUUGCCUUGCAAUCUUUCUUGAGAGUUAUUUUUAGUACAGCGGUCUAACAGAGAGAGGUUGUCAGGAUAAUUAGAUUUCAUUUUAUGAGCCUUCAGCUGUGAUUAUGGUUUCUGUCGUGUUUUUUCUGUCUUGAGAUCUUCUGUUAGCUGUUAUGUUGAGAGGAUGAAUUACAGGUAUAGUUAUAAAUACAAGGUUUUACUUCAACUUGAAUCUUUUCAAAAAGACUCUUUGCUGUGUGUAUGUAAACUACUGUGGUAGCAUAUUACUGUAGCAUGGUUCAUGUUCACUAAACUUGCAAAUUCAAACCUUUUAAACCAAAAAAAUUACUUCAUAAGAUAUAUUUCUUUCCUGUUGCUCCAGUCAAAUAUCUGUGUUUGCUUGUGCAUGAUAAGUUACACCUGUCAGUGUUUCUUCGUGUUUUGAAAGUGACUUUAUGUUUUUGUUUUUUAAAAUGUGACAAGGGAACAUUUAAACUGACCCUAUAUUUUUACACUGUAAGAGCUUACCUGUUACUCAAGACAAUCAAAUAUGCGUACAGUAGCACUGUGUAUCCUCAGAGAUGAAUCUUUUCUCUAUGAACCUUUGUACUUUAACCACUGUAUUUCUGAUGUGGGUUUAUAUAUUGUUAAGCUUCAUUCAUGUGCAUGUUUUCACUCAAAUGCCUUAAAAAAUCGAUUCAUAUCUAUGUUGUCUCUGCAUGUAUUCUGUGUAAAUGCUGCUGCUGUAAUGGUUUAAGUAGUACACAUUUCUCUUUGUUGGAACUGGCUUGUAUGAAUGUAUAUUUUAAUAUCCAAAUUACAUUUU
Eleginops maclovinus (Patagonian blennie) is the source of this 4689-nucleotide messenger RNA. It is a transcript of the gene cgnb, whose product is annotated as cingulin b. Gene Ontology annotation, cellular component: myosin complex; bicellular tight junction. Lineage: Eukaryota; Metazoa; Chordata; Actinopteri; Perciformes; Eleginopidae. The record is from RefSeq and is a predicted model, not a curated record. Gene Ontology annotation, molecular function: microtubule binding. Gene Ontology annotation, biological process: microtubule cytoskeleton organization. The coding region runs from base 151 to 3747 and encodes 1198 amino acids. The transcript has 21 exons.